AUGACUGAUAGCAAAAGCACCCAUACGAAGGAGAUCGAGAAUAUUGUUGAUGAACAGGGCCAAUCGAACGGUGCUAGCCGGCCACCAGUGAUACCAGCCUCGCUGGCCAUGCUGUCGGCCGUUGAAUAUGCCGAAGUUCAACAGCGAGCGACGUUGAAGCUAGAUGCCCGGAUCAUGCCCUGCAUGGUUCUGAUGUACAUCAUGAACUACCUGGACAGGCAGAACAUCGCCGCGGCCAAAUUAGCCAACAUCGACCAGGAUCUCAAUAUGACGGAUGUGCAGUACCAGACCUGUGUCAGCAUCUUGUUUGUUGGGUACAUUCUCAUGCAGGUACCAUCUAACCUUGUAGUGGGUAAAAUCAAGUUUCCGGGUGUGUACAUCUGUUUCUCGAUGGCUCUGUGGGGUGUUCUCUCAGCCUGUACGGCUGCUGUGCACAAUUUCUCCGGUCUUGUAGCCUGCCGUUUCUUCCUCGGAUUUGUCGAGGCCGUGUUCUUCCCUGGUGCCCUGUUCUACAUGUCAUUGUUCUACACCCGAAAGCAGUACGCACUGCGAACGGCCAUCCUGUAUUCCGGUUCUCAGCUUGGUAACGCCUUUGGUGGACUCUUUGCUGUCGCUAUCCUGAAGUUGGAUGGCAAACAUGGCCUGGAAGGCUGGCGAUGGCUCUUCUUGAUCGAGGGUGUUGCCACAGUUGGCCUGGCGAUGCUCCUUGCAUUUAUCCUCCCCAAUUCACUGAAAACUAUGCAUGGCUUCAGCAAGCUCGAACACGAGUGCCUCUUGUGGAACUUUAGUGAAGACCAAGGCCAGCGAGACAACGCCGACGAGGUCAGCGCCCAAAAAGGCGUCAUAAUGGCUGUGAUGGACCCCAAGACAUGGCUCCUCAUGGGAAUUCUGUACAGUAUCUAUAUUGCGGGAGCCGUAUCGAACUUCUUCCCUUCGGUAGUAGCCACCCUCGGGUACUCUCGAAACAAGACCUACGGCCUCACCGCGCCACCUUACGUUCUUUGUGUGAUUGCAAUGAUCCUCAAUGGAUUCCACUCCGACAAGAAACAAGAGCGUUGCUUUCACAUCAUCUAUCCAAUGGUAAUCUGUCUCGUGGCUAACAUCAUUGCUAUCUCCACGCUGAACACGGCAGCACGCUACGUUGCCAUGAUGCUGAUGCCGGGAUCCUUCUAUUCUGCGGCCAUCGUCGUCCUGUCCUGGGUGGCCGGUACACUAUCACAACCGUCAAUCAAGCGUGCCUCGGCCAUUGCCAUGAUUAAUGCCGUCUGCAACACCCCAAAUAUUUGGGCCUCCUAUCUCUACUAUUCUCCGCCGCGAUACCUUACCGCCUUCUUGGUUAAUCUUGCCGCCUCCGUAUUGGCUAUUGUCUUGGCAACUGCUACGCGCAUCUACCUGCGGCUCCAGAACAACAAGCUUGACCGUGGUCUAAAUGUGGGCCAGAGUGGUCCAACUGCCGCUCAGAUUGCUGCCGGAUUUCGCUACGUGACUUAG
Messenger RNA from Penicillium arizonense, 1491 nucleotides. RefSeq lists its product as uncharacterized. The transcript has 8 exons. The coding region runs from base 1 to 1491 and encodes 496 amino acids. Gene Ontology annotation, biological process: transmembrane transport. Lineage: Eukaryota; Fungi; Ascomycota; Eurotiomycetes; Eurotiales; Aspergillaceae. The record is from RefSeq and is a predicted model, not a curated record. Gene Ontology annotation, cellular component: membrane. Gene Ontology annotation, molecular function: transmembrane transporter activity.